ACUGACCCCAUCCCGCGACUAGCCGCUGAAAGUCCCCAGCGAAGUGCCGCAGCCAAGCCCUCACCCCCGGUGGAGUGCACAUGCCCCCAGUAUUCUUAAUGCCAGCAAGCAGACGGCAGCAGUGAGACUCAACAGACUUCGAACCCGUACCGUAUCUUCUGAUUCUGCAAAAGCAUACUCGAGCGAGUAACCUCUCACUUCUUAUUUCUUUCUUUCUCUUCCUCUCUUUCUCUUCUGGCCCUUCGUCCGCCCGUCCGUCUGUCCGCCACACUACACAUCGAAAUACAGGCGACAUGGAGAACUAUGAACACCACAACAUCGAUGUCGCCACAAUGGAUCGUGAAGAGCUUCAGCAGUAACAAGAGCCUACCUCCGCCUAUGUCGCAAGGAGAUGAUCCUCCUUCUGAGCUUGCGAUCUCUUCCAGUGUACGGCGACGCCCAUCAACUCGCCUUCCGCCUAGCCGUCCACGACCUCUCGCAUCGCACCGACCUCAAUGCCGCGCCUAGAAUCCAUACACCGCCGCCGACCAAUGAUUCCUUCCUCUCAACUACCAACUUCCCACCCUCCAGCGACACCCUCGCUUCCUCAGCCCCAUCUAGCGAGUCCUUACUGGACCCAACCUAUCAGCUCGACACCCUCUCGGAAACAUCUCUCCUAUCUCACCACCUACCCACACUUCCCCCAGAGCUAUGGGCGGACAUCUUCGAGAUCGUAGCAGACUGGGAGCUCGCUACCGCCCUCGGCGUUCACUCCAACCUGCGCCCAACAGCCGACUGGACACGCUGCGCUUCCUCCUUGGACCAGGCGCUCCUCUCCGGCUCGGUCUCGCACGUCACCAAUCACAUCAUGCGCCACCCAGCUUCAAAGCUCACUAAAUUCGGCGCCAAGGCGAUGAUCCGCUUCAGCUACACCCACCUGCUUACCUUCCUGCGCACCACUCGGGCAAGUGAGUUCACCGCCAUCUUCUCCGAGCCCUCCUGUCAAAUUCCCGUUCUCGCCAGCCGCUUCGGACAAACCAAGGUUUUAAGCUGGUGGCUCGACGCCUCCGACGCCGCCUCACCCAAUGCUCUCCCGCGCGAUUACGACGAGGAGCCGUUGGACGAAGCCUCACGCAAGGGUCACAUCCACGUCCUCCAGUGGUGGAAGACAUCCAAGCUGUCUCUCCGGUACGGGCUGGUAAUGGACGUGGCCUCGGCGUCUGGCCAGCUGCCCGUGCUGGAAUGGUGGAAGAACUCGGGACUGCCCCUGGAAUACGACCGCCACGCCCUCCGCUCCGCCAGCUAUCGCGGCGAGGUUGAGGUCCUCGAGUGGUGGAAGCGCUCCGGUCUGCGUCUCAUCUACGACAAGGAGGUCCUCGUCGAAGCUACGAAAUUCAACCGCGUCGAAGUCUUGGAAUGGUGGAAGCGCUCGGGACUGACCGUGCAGUACCUACUCAUCGAGAUCGAGGCGGCGCUGGAAGACGCCAUCGGCGGCGGGAAGGAGGCGAUGGCUUGGUGGGCUGCGCAGGGGAUCCGCUUCGAUGUUACCGUCCGCGAGUGGAUGGAGUAUAAAGUGUUGUGAUGAUCAUCGAUGGAUGGAAUGAGAAGGGAUUUUCGUAAACUUUUUCUUUGCUUUUGUGCUUUUGGCUUUGGGAUCGAGGUCGAGGUCGGAUCAAAUGGUGUUGGGUGUUGGGGAGUUUAUAACUUUUCUUCUGCUUCUUGAUGAUUACUUUUUUUCUUUGCUCCUACUUCUUUCUCCUUUUCUUUCUUUGGCACGGCACAGCGA
Messenger RNA from Tricharina praecox, 1765 nucleotides. RefSeq lists its product as uncharacterized. The record is from RefSeq and is a predicted model, not a curated record. NCBI's taxonomy places the organism in Eukaryota, Fungi, Ascomycota, Pezizomycetes, Pezizales, Pyronemataceae. The coding region runs from base 392 to 1561 and encodes 389 amino acids. The transcript has 2 exons.